AUGCCCCUCAAUGUGCAGCGGGUUCUUCGACGGGCGAUUGACGCACGCAAGAGGUGUGCAGCGUGGUUCGAGAAACGGGGGAUGAAUGACAUCCCCGCUCUGGAUGGGCAUGCAUUCUUCAUCGAUGUUCUUCAAAAGGCGUUUGACACACUAAAGCGACCCAAUGAGGAUAUAAAACGUCCCCAUGCAGCUUCGGCUGACCCUCCACCUUCAACUAAACCCUCUGCCGGUGUGGACUUUGACUCGGCCGGCUCGGAUACGACCUCGGGUGCGCCUUCAGACGCUCACGGGCCUGCCUCUGAGAACAAGCCACGCGACAAGUCCAAAUCUCCGAUUUAUGAACCAGAGGAAUCAACCUGGGAUGUUCGAUUUUCCAUUUUCUGUCUUUUCGAGGAUCUCCACAAAAUCCGGGAACAAGUUAUCAAAGUCUGGACCGAGUACAACAAAGGAGAAUUGGAUUUGGUUUCUGCCUCGAUCAUCACACAAGCAGCCAUUGAACUUGUACGCCGUGCUGAAAAAGAGAUCUACCAGACUUAUGCCGAUUUUUUUCCCACUCAGAGUUAUGAGAAGCUUGUUUACUGUCUCUGGUGUGGCUCGCCGUUCUCGGAUAAACUGGCGGACGGAAAGCUAGAUCCGAUCAAAAUAGGCCCCUUUGACGAGUUUAUCUUUCUGCCAACAGCCCAAAUUUUAUUUAGAUUUGCCAUAUUUCGGAACCUGUUCACCAUGGGCAGUUGGCCUCCCCCCGUGUUCCCAUUAAGCUUGCAUUUCAUCUCCUCUCCCGAAGCAUUAACAGAGUCUCCUCGGAUGCGCGAAGCUGAAGAAGAGGACCGUAUACUCUCUCAGCUAUUCUUGGAUAUGAUCCUUCAAGACAAGGUGGACUGCAGCAAGCAAUGGGAAGCUGUACAGCUACAGCAACUUGCCACUUUUCCUCUCGACGAGGUUUUCAAAGAGUCGUUAAAUGAGACAACAUAUGCUAGCGCCCGCGUGAUCUGGAAAAAGGGUAUUGUAUCCUUACAGAAUGUGUUUACAUGGAGGCUCUUCCUGGACGUGUGGCGUAUAUGCGGUAAAACCUUCGAGGGCGCUAACAUGCUCACUUCGGUGGGGAACCAGAUCACCAAAUUAUUGUUUAUACAGCACGAUUCUAGCAACAGAAACGAAAUCAGGUGGCCAAGAACGGCGGAUUCCCUUUUGCGACAUAUUUCUCAUCUGAUUGAAUUCAGAUGCCACAGGGUAAUCAAUAGCUUCAUCAAAAUGAGCGUGCUAGAGCAGCAUGCUUCGUAUAAACCGCCAGACAAAGAUACGCAAAUGCGAAUCGCGAGCAAUUUCAAAAUCCGGAGUGAACCGGAACGAAAGCAACUCCAAGAAAACAUGGAGAAACUUGAUCUGAAUUUCAUCAUGCCCCCCGACGAGUACGAGUUCAUGAUUAAUCGUAACCCCUUGUAUGUCGGCGACUCUCUAAUGAAUCUUUAUGUGCAAACGGGGUAUGUGGGCAUAGAGCUGGCCAACCACUCUGUUUCCAUAUUCUCCUUUGCGCAUCUUUACAAUGCGUGGCGUCAAAUGGGCCUUGUUGAAUCUCUCGGUCUCGAAUGGAAUAUUAUAGAAAUGAUGAUGGAUAGCCAAAUCGUUCCUCUGUUUGCUGGCGAAUUCCCUACCACACCUGGGGCCAUAGCCUCCAGGUAUCGAUACAGAAUGGGCCGCACGAGCGCUGGGAACAGUGCAUUCUUAAAGAGACGACCAUGGCUAUUCAGACUUCCUGCCGCCGAUGCAAUCCGCCAGUUCUUUGGAGACGUCGAGCAGAAAGAACGAGGACUUCACAGCUUACAGGAGCUGUUCCAAAAACGAAACCAACAGGCGUCGGGGUCCAGGACCGGAUCUUCAAAGCGGGCGAAUACAAGCCACCGGCAACUCACGCCAGUUCAGUUCAUGAAGCAGCUGCUGGAGCAUAUCCCAGGCAUGGUAGUAGAAAUGACGAUCGACUACAUCACUUUGACGCAAAACUGCAGUGAAAUCAUAGAAGGUGUGUACAAAGAACUAGAGAGCUCAAACGACUUUGAAUUCGUUUCGAGAGAGAAGACCUCCGAGGAUAACUUGUGUGUUACUGUGACCGAGUUUAUUUUAGACAGCAACGCCGAGCAAUAUGAGUCGUUUACUCGGGUUGGUCGACCUAGCGAGCCAUUCACUGGAGGACCUGCUCUCAAGCUUGCAGCGAAAGCUUUUGGUGAAUUUUUAACGAAGGAGAGAGAAAGACAGAAACAAAAUGGGACGGGAAAAAUGCAUGGCCGUUUUGUUGUCUGA
Messenger RNA from Uncinocarpus reesii 1704, 2295 nucleotides. RefSeq lists its product as uncharacterized. The transcript is spliced from 2 exons. The record is from RefSeq and is a predicted model, not a curated record. Bases 1 to 2295 code for a protein of 764 amino acids. Lineage: Eukaryota; Fungi; Ascomycota; Eurotiomycetes; Onygenales; Onygenaceae.